Messenger RNA from Leptopilina heterotoma, 6420 nucleotides. RefSeq lists its product as uncharacterized. Bases 638 to 5998 code for a protein of 1786 amino acids. Lineage: Eukaryota; Metazoa; Arthropoda; Insecta; Hymenoptera; Figitidae. The record is from RefSeq and is a predicted model, not a curated record. The transcript is spliced from 3 exons.
UAUUUUCAUGAGAAAUUUACUAAAUUUCGAAAGAAAUUCUAUUAAGUUUAAAAUGAUUAACAAAAUAAGAAUGCAAAUGUUUUUCUAGAGAGUAAAAAUGAUGAUUUACAAAGAAACCAUCAGACAUAAGGUGUCAUUAAUAAGUUGUGUUGGAAAUUGAAGAGAGACUACUAUUACAUGCAUUAUUCGCAUUUCAAGUUUUUACAUAUAUUCUAUAUAAAAAUUGGUGAAUUUGCGGAUGUUUGCUCGACACUGUAUUUUUCAUUUUAAUUGUUCUAAAAACGAAUUUGUCAAAGAAAUUAUAUAAAUUGUUUGUUUAGUCGCGACUUCAGGCCUAACCUAUUUCGCGGCUAUAUAACAUGAAAAUGACAAAGGGUGGCAUCACUCUCUCGGGGAACAAGAGUGAACAAGAGACCGAGACCGUAACUCUUCAAAUGACGCCAUUUUAUUAACCUUUUCGGCGCGGAUCGCGACGAGGCAGUCGGGGGAUCAGUUUGCAGUUGUUAUUCGUCGAGAGUGCAAGUUUUUACCCAGCAUCUUCGUAAAGUUUAUUUCAAAAUCUGGUGGAAAUUGAUUACAAGAUAACGAAAUUCAGAUUUCGUCGAAAGGUGACGCUGCUGAGGCAGUGGCCGAUAUUAUGGAAGAUGAAGACACCGAGAGUCGAGUUAUGGACAAUUGGCCGGCUUUGGACGACUUGGAAUACAAAAAUUCAACAAUUGACGAUACAAUAACGCAUUUUAAUAAUAGAAAUUCGUAUUCAGACGGUGACGAUCAGUGCCAUACAAAUUGUCCUCAAGAUUCAAUUCCGAAGAAUUCCGAUUUGAAUGCAAAAAUUUUUAAAGGCUUCAAGAAACGUAUUCUCGCACAAACGCAAGAGAAUCAAAAUACAGUGAAAAAAUCCUUUAGUCAGAAGAAUUAUCACCAUCAUCCAAAUUAUUAUCAUCAUCAUCAGCAUUCAAAGAAAACGAAAGAAAAAACGGGCAAAGUGAAUGAGUACGCUCAAUAUUUGGGUUUACAACCAUCACUAAAUUUAGAACAUUUAUCAUACAAUUCACAUAAUAAUUCAGAGUCGUCCUUAAAUUCACGAAGUAAUAAAAAUACAAAUUCCCAAAAAUCAAUUGCUUGCUUCAAGUGCCAUUCGGGUAAUCAAAAUUUCUUAGCCAAAAAACAGUCCUGCAGUUGUUCAACGACAAUGAUUCCAUUGCAGGGAAUCGCAAGUACCUCCGAUUUGCCAUCAAAUAAAUUUAAAAUACAACGAAAAGUCUAUCUUUGCUCGGCAUGUGGAACUUAUUUUGAAAAUUGGAAUCUUUAUCUACACGUCAAGGAAAUACAUCAACGACAUUUAUGUUUAUUUUGCCUUGGACUGUUUGAUCAUGCCGAGAGACUUUCACAUCAUUUAAUGAAAAAUCACAGUAUUCCCGAUACAUCAUUCACGUCUGUUGAGGAAUUUUAUCAAAUUUUCAAAGGCUCAUGUUAUCUGAUUUGUUGUAGUUGUGAAAAGGUUUUCACUGAAAAGGACAAUUUUUAUAAUCAUUUUUGCACAUCACCGCAAAAGGUGCAAGUGACAAAGAAUGUGUGUUCAAUAUGUCGUCAAGUCGAUGGUAAUCAUAUGACGACUUGUGGUUUAGCACCAGGUUCCGAUAGUGAAGUGAGCCUAACGCCUGGCAGUCCGGAUGAAUUAAUUUCCUCGUGCAAGAAUAAAUUGUCCGGCAAGGGUGCGACGAAAAAACAAAUGCGAAUCAAUAGGAUAACGAAUGUGACGGAAACUUUAGUGAAUCACUUUCAAAAUAAGAAAGUUGACAUUGAGAUUAAGAAAACUAGUGUUAAGUUAAUGAAGGAGAGUCAAAAUCGAGAAAUUAGGAGAGAUGAUGUGUUGAAUAAAACGGAAGUGCCGGCGAAUUCAACGAGAGAUACUGUGGCCGAGACGAUAAUGGAAGUUUCAAGGUAUGUCGACGAAUCGGAUAGCAACGAAAAGGAGGAGAAAAAAAUUGUCGCUGAAGAGAAACAAAACGUUUCCGAAGAACCUUCUUCUGAAAAUCUUCAGAAAACAUACGACAGUUAUACAGAAACAAUAAUGGAAGUAUCGCGUGUUGGUAUCAGUGAAAAAUCCCAAAUCUCCAAAGAAGAUGACGAGGAACAACAAAAUCAAGAAGAAACAAAUGAUAAUGAUACAUCCAAAAGUGUUUCAUUAAACGAAACAAUAAAUUCAAUUAGCGAUGAAAAUAAAGAGGACGAAAUUAAAUCAUCAAAUCCAAAAAAUGAAGAUGAUGUGAGAUUGAGUCCCCAUUCAGAUAUUAAUGAAGAAAAAUGUCACGAAAACGAAACACAGAACAAUCUAGAAAUUAAUUCACCAUCCAAUAGUCCAGUCUCGAAUAAAUCUCUUCUUAGUCCUCAUCAAUCAAAACCCGAAAAAGAAGAAGAAGAAGAAGAAGAAGAAGAGGAGGAGGAGGAAGAUGAAGAAGAAGAAGCAGAACCGGAAGUAGAAGAAGAAGAAGAAGAAGAAGAAGAAGAAGAAGAAAUAGAUGUAGAAGUGCCCAAAACAAUGGACACUGUUGAUUAUCAAUCAUUUAAUACAGUCACAAAAACUGAUAGAAGUCUAGUUAUAAAGAUCUGCACAAAUAAAAAUUCUCAAUUUUCGAUUGCCCCUCGAAAUGUUGAGAAUAGUUUAAAUCCCGAGUCCGAGGAGAAUAAUAAUCGUGAAUCUUCCGCGUCUGAGGAGAAAAGUUCCGAGAGAGGUAGAGACAGUCCUGAAAGUUUUCAUCUCAAUGAAUGUGACAGUGAUUCGGAUAGUGAGAAACUUGCGGUUGUUGAUAAUAGCGCCGAGGAUCAAGAUUUAAUUGCAAAGGACGACGAAGGGGAGCAGGAGCAGGAGGAGGAGGAGGAAGAAGAAAAAAUUGAUGAUAAUUUUCUGAAAGAACAAGUUGAAGAGAAACAAGAGAAUGAUGGUAUCAUUCUUGCCAGUGAGGAUCUUCCGUUUAUUGAAUUAAACGUUGAGGAUAUACCCGAUAAUAUGAAUCCACAAGAUCUUUUACGAAAGUGCAUCGAUGCGGCGAGUUGUUUUUGCGUUUAUUGUAAUCACGCGCGUCAAAUUGCCGUCAAUGGAAAACAACUCGGUCUCCAUUUACUGAGUGAACAUCGUUUUCAACCUCAACAUCCGGCAGUGAUUCUAAAUUGCGAGCAAGUCAUUUCAAAAAUCAAAAAAUCAUUAAACGACCUCGAGACGCAGUGUUUCAAUUUUGAUUCCUAUAAUUCCGAGAAGGGAACCUACAAUAUUCCGAGUCCAAGAACUUACGAGUGUUUUCAUUGCCGGCAUUAUUCGCUCCUACACAAGGACAUUUAUCUCCACAAUCGGAAAAUGCACCAGAAGACAAUUCUCAUUUGUAUAAUGUGCAAAUCAUCGUUUUAUAAUUACAGCGAACUUCUUUGUCAUUUGUGUCCCGGUGUUUAUUCACCAAAUGAUAAUGUCAAAUAUCGAUGUUGUCUGUGUCCGUUAAACAAUAUCCCCUCUGCUUUUCGUCUAAUGGUUCAUUUGAGAAAGAAACAUCACACUUGUGACGUGUGCUUGGAGUCGACCGGCAAUCAACAAAAACUCUCGAAUCACGUCUGGAAGCACAAACUCCAUCAUCUUUGCUAUCGUUGCGGCAUUGCCUACAGAAAUAAACCGGACAUAACGAAACAUUUAUUUUGGAAACACGGCACCGAAAGUGUACUCUGUAAAAAGUGUCUACAAAAAAAGUGGCCCCACGUCUAUCAUUUUUGCAUUCCACCAACCGCGUUCAUUUGCGAGGAAUGCAAUUUAAAUUUCACCCGUGCGGUCGCACUCAAAGUUCACAAGAGACUCCACUCCGGCGAUUUUCCCUACGCGUGCCAAGAAUGUGCGGAAAGAUUCAUCUCAAAGAAAUUAUUAGCCAAACAUGAAGAAACUCACAAAGAACAACCGGUGAUUGAGGAAACCAUACCAGUCAACGAGGGAAAGGAACCAAAAGAAGCAACUCAAGUUGAACCCGAAAACGAACAAGUCAGCGAAAGUAAAAAGAAAGAGGAGGAGGAGGAGGAGGAGAUAAAGGAGCCGGUGAAGAAAGUCGACGUCUACGAUUUACCCCCUUUGAAUCUAUCCUCCGACAGUGAUAGCGAUUUAGACGAUAAAGUUAGGGAGACGAUUAAUCUCGAUUUACUGGAAGAACCAAAGAAUGAUCAAGUCAUACACGAAACAAUAACGCAAAUCGACAACAUCGUUCAUGUCGAACUCAACGAGGAGGAGAAGAAAGAAGAGGCGCAAAUAAUGGAUGGAAUAUGGGACAAUUUCAAAACAUACGCCGCCAGUCUAGGAAUACAGGACACUUCAAUUCCAGUCAAGGGCACCGACACCGACAUCGAAUUUCUCAAGAGCGUCAUUCUCGCCGAUCACGACUACUGCACCGUCUUCUCUAAAAAAGAGAAAGACGAGCACCACAAAGCAAGAAGCAAAACACCGGAAGUCGUUUUGCCAGAAGUAAAAACCGGCUACGAGCAAGAAGCUCUCAACAAAAAGAAAAUAAAAACUAAAAAACGCAAGAGAACCGACAGUUCCUCGUCGAGCGAUUCAUCCAGUGACUCAGAUUCAAGCAGUUGUUCCUGUGGCAGCAAUUGCAGUUGCAGCAGUUCUUCCGGUAGUUCCUCAAGUUCGAGUUCAAGUUCCGAUUCCAGUUCAGCGUCCGAAACCAACUCCCCAAAGAAGAAAAAGAAGGAGCGGGAAAAAGGGAAGGAAAAUGAAACCAUCGAACCAAAAGAAACCACCACUCAAGAAAAUGGUACCACCGAGGAAAUUAUCGAACCUGGCGAGGCGCCUCAAGCACUCCGCGAAUCCGAUCUCGAAACCAACGAAUCGGAAACAGACGAAGACUUCUAUGAUCAAUAUCCCCAACAACUGAACAAACAGACCAAAAAACCAAUCGACGAUCAACAAAUAAACAACGGAGUUCUUCUAGAAACCAAUCCCAUCACCCCAUCAUCUUUACCUUCUGUACCUUCCGUACUUUUUGUACCUUCUGCACCAUCUUUACCUUCUGCACCAUCUUUACCUUCUGUACCAUCUUUACCGUCUUUGCCAUCUCCACCAUCUCUACCACCACAGAAAAAAAAAAUAAAAACAAAAAAACGAAAACGUGUCGAUAAAGGAAAAAAGAUCGUCGAGUCUAUUAAGCUCAACAUUCCAAAGUCAUUCUAUCAAAAUAAACCCGGUUCAUCGCCAAGUGUAAUAACGGUAACAUCAUCGAAUUUUUCCACGCCGAAAAAUUCCCCAACAGCGAAACUCAUUGAAAAUGAAAAUAAACGCUCGUCAAAAAGAAAGCGAAUACCAAAACGUUUCUAUGGCGAUUCGAGUGACGAGGAAAAUGAAAAGCAAUUGCCAAAGUGGAAAAAAAUUGAAACAAGCACCCCGGUGGGUAAAAUUGGAGCUCAAAUUUCGCAAGUGACACCGAGAAUUGUGACGCCACCAUUUCUCGAACGUACAACAUUAACAUUAAAGCGUACGGCGAAUAAUUAUAAGAUUGAAGAGCCAAAAAUUGAAUUACAACCAAGUGGAAGUGAUUCGGAUGAAGAUGGUGAGAGUAGUAGUGACACGGAAUCGGAUAAUGAGGGAAAAGAGCAACAGCUACAGUUGCAGCAACAACAAUUGCAGCAGCAGCAACAGGAGCUACAGUUGCAGCAGCAACUACAACAGCAACAGUUACAGUUGCAGCAACUACAACAGCAACAGUUACAGCAGCAGCAGCAACAUCAUCAACAUCCAUCAAAUUCAGAGCGUGCGACAAAUUUAUAUUGUUAUUGUCAGUGUCCUUAUGAUGAGGUUUCGGAAAUGAUUGCCUGUGAUGGAAGUGACUGUCGUAUCGAGUGGUUUCAUUUUGAAUGCGUGGGAAUAAUGGUACCGCCAAAAGGUAAAUGGUACUGUCCUGAUUGUCGUAAGAGGCUUGGAAUUCUCGAUAAUUAUGACGAAAUUAUCACAACUAACACACAGUAGCAAUUCUUUUUUUUUUGCCUCAAAAUGAUUAAUAAUAGCCGUGAAAUUUUUAAAGAGACUAUACUUAAAUUCUGUUUUCUUUUUUCUAAUCUAUAAAUUUAUUAUUACCAAACUCGCAAGCUGUUUAGUCACACACACAAACUACAGACGAAGAAAGGCCGAAUAUUUCACAAGAAAAAAAUAUUUUUUCUUCUCUUUGGUGUCUUUUGUUUCAUUACACUAAAAGAAAAUUUAUUUGAUUUAAAUAAUCGAUACUAACCAGUAAAUAUUUCAUUGAAGCGAAUAAUUUUUAUUUCAAGUAAUUAAAUGGCAUUUGUCUCAAAUGCCUAAAAAUUUAACUGAAAUUAUUUAUUUAAAUACAAUUUAAUUGAUUUAAAUAAAACUUAUUUGAUUCAAAUAAAAUGUAUUUGGCUUAAAUAAAA